AUGUCCGCGGGGAUUCUGGUAACACUGCUGGCUCUGUGCUGUGCCGCUUCUGCUCAGUCAGAUGUGGAGGCUUUCCUGGAGACGUUCGACAGGGAGGCCUCUGCCCUGAUGUACCAAUACUCGCUGGCAUCAUGGGCCUACAACACCAACAUCACCCAGGAGAAUUCGGACAAACUGUCAGCACAGGGGCAAAUUUGGAGCGACUUCUACACCAGGAUGUCGGAAGAGUCCCGUAAAUAUCCCAUCGACCAGAUCAAGGACCCGCAAAUUAAGUUACAGCUCAUCUCCCUCCAAGACAAAGGCUCUGGGGCUCUGGCUGAGGAUAAGGCUGCGCACCUGGGUAAGGUGAUGAGUGAGAUGAGUACAAUCUACAGCACCGCAAAGGUGUGCAUGCCCGAUGACCCCUGGAACUGCCAGACUUUGGAGCCAGGCCUGGAGCGUGUUAUGUCCAACAGCCGGGACUACUUUGAGCGUCUCCAUGUGUGGGAGGGCUGGAGGAAAGAGGUGGGGAAGAGGAUGAGGCCCCUGUACGAGGAUUAUGUGGACCUGAAGAACGAAGCAUCCAAACUAAAUGGUUUUGAAGAUUACGGAGCUUACUGGAGAUACAACUACGAGACCAUCGAGGAAGACCCUCAGUUCAUGUACAACCGGCAUGAACUGAUGGAGGAUGUCCGCUCAAUCUACAAACAGAUCAUGCCUUUGUACAAAGAGUUGCAUGCAUACGUGAGGUCUAAGCUCAUGGACGUCUACCCGGGACACAUUGAGAAGCAGGGGCCUUUGCCAGCUCACCUUCUGGGUGACAUGUGGGGAAGAUUCUGGACCAACCUGUACCCUCUGUCAGUCCCCUUCCCCGACAAACCAGACAUUGAUGUCAGCACGGAAAUGGUGGCGCAGGGCUGGACUGAACGUCGUCUUUUUGAUGAAGCAGAGAAGUUUUUCAUGUCUGUUGGCUUGUACGAGAUGUUUGAAAACUUCUGGACUAACUCCAUGCUGGUGAAGCCCGACGAUGGCCGAAACGUGGUCUGUCACCCCACAGCCUGGGACAUGGGAAACAGGGAGGACUUCAGGAUUAAAAUGUGCACCGAGGUCAACAUGGACAACUUCCUCACAGUGCACCACGAGAUGGGUCACAACCAGUAUCAGAUGGCCUACCGCAACCUGUCCUACCUCCUGAGGGACGGCGCCAACGAGGGAUUCCACGAGGCCGUAGGAGAAAUAAUGUCCCUCUCCGCUGCAACACCCAAACACCUGCAGAGCCUGGGGCUCCUUCCAGCUGACUUUGUUUAUGACAAAGAAACUGAGAUCAACUUCCUGCUGAAACAGGCCCUGACUAUUGUGGCCACGCUGCCGUUCACCUACAUGCUGGAGGAGUGGAGGUGGCAAGUGUUUGCAGGGAAUAUCUCCAAAGACGAAUGGAUGGCGCGCUGGUGGGAGAUGAAGAGGGAACUGGUAGGAGUUGUGGAGCCAGUACCAAGGGAUGAAACUUACUGUGACCCACCAGCUCUGUUUCAUGUCUCUGGAGAUUAUUCUUUCAUCAGGUACUUUACAAGAACCAUCUACCAGUUUCAGUUCCAAAAAUCCCUAUGUGACGCAGCCGGUCACACAGGUCCACUGUCCACAUGUGACAUCACUGGUUCCACUGCAGCAGGAACCAAGCUAAGGAACAUGCUAGAGCUGGGAAGGUCCCAGUCCUGGACCAAGGCUUUGAACACAAUAUCAGGAACUACUAAAAUGGAUGCCGGCCCUCUUCUGGAGUAUUUCCAAACACUUUUUGACUGGUUGAAGGAGGAGAAUGCCAAAAACAAUAGAGCUAUUGGCUGGAUUCCAACAGUCGAUCCCUUCUCAGAUAAUGCCAUUAAAGUGAGAAUAAGUUUGAAGUCUGCAAUGGGUGAUAGUGCUUAUUCUUGGAACGCUAAUGAGUUGUACCUGUUCAAGGCCAGCAUGGCUUACGCCCUGAGGCAGUACUACGGCCAACGGAACACCACCCUUCUCUUCACAGCAGAGAACGUACUCACCUAUAACGAAACUCCCAGGAUCUCCUUCUUUUUUGUGGUCACCAACCCGACAGCUCCCUCUACUUAUAUACCAAAGGCUGAUAUAGAGGAAACCAUAAGGUUGUACCGAGGUCGACUCAAUGAUGCUUUCCAACUAGAUGACCAAACGCUGGAGUUUUUGGGUGUCCCUCCAACACUGGCCCCGCCAAAGGAGCAGCCGGUGGAGGUGUGGCUGGUGAUGUUUGGCGUGGUCAUGGGCAUCGUGGUGCUUCUGGGCGUAUACCUGGUGGUAUCUGGUAUCAGAGAGCGCAAGAAGAAAAGUCCAAAGGCUGCUGUGGGGAAUCCUUAUGACACAGACGCUGAUGGAGUGAGUAAUAAAGCCUACGACGACAGUGACAAUGAACAAACUGGAUUAUAA
Menidia menidia (Atlantic silverside) is the source of this 2412-nucleotide messenger RNA. Lineage: Eukaryota; Metazoa; Chordata; Actinopteri; Atheriniformes; Atherinopsidae. The record is from the annotation of a GenBank genome assembly.